AUGGUUUCACCCAUCACCAGCACGGCAGUGAUCCGCACGAAAUAUCCCCAGUCAGUGGCAGCAGGGCAGCCUGGGCAGGCUGCACAGUGGAUCUGUCUGCAUUCUUUCACAUUUAAAUCUGUUUGUGCAUGUACGAAGUUCGCAGACGAUGUCGACAAUGUCUACGCAAACAACGCGGUUGUAGUAGUGGUGACUGUGAAGACAUUUGAAGCCCCUCUGACCAGGAAGUCCCGCUCCAUCCUUCAGAUCAGUAACCAGGGCAGCCUCUACAACCUGGCCUACAAGUACAACUACGAUUACGCCGUGGUCUUUAACAUUGUCCUAUGGCUGAUGAUCGUGUUAGCUUUAGCCGUCAUCGUGAUCUCGUACAACCUCUGGAACAUGGAUCCUGGGUAUGACAGCAUCAUCUACAGGAUGACCAAUCAGAAGAUCCGACUGGACUGAUGACGUCACCCC
Messenger RNA from Carassius auratus (goldfish), 456 nucleotides. Its product is annotated as renin receptor-like. Gene Ontology annotation, cellular component: membrane; external side of plasma membrane. The coding region runs from base 1 to 444 and encodes 147 amino acids. The transcript has 3 exons. NCBI's taxonomy places the organism in Eukaryota, Metazoa, Chordata, Actinopteri, Cypriniformes, Cyprinidae. The record is from RefSeq and is a predicted model, not a curated record. Gene Ontology annotation, molecular function: signaling receptor activity. Gene Ontology annotation, biological process: positive regulation of Wnt signaling pathway.